Messenger RNA from Nerophis lumbriciformis (worm pipefish), 2213 nucleotides. RefSeq names its product DEAD (Asp-Glu-Ala-Asp) box polypeptide 59 (gene ddx59). Gene Ontology annotation, molecular function: nucleic acid binding; RNA helicase activity; ATP binding. NCBI's taxonomy places the organism in Eukaryota, Metazoa, Chordata, Actinopteri, Syngnathiformes, Syngnathidae. The record is from RefSeq and is a predicted model, not a curated record.
UGGACUACAAUUCCCAGCUAGUAAAGACUACAGAACUACGUCAUCAUUCUGCGACAGUAGCUGUCUUGAAACGCAGACAGCGCCGUAGUGGUUUCUUUCAAAUUCAUCAGAUUAAACAUUCGAACAUGGUUACGAACAUUGCAGAUUACUAGCCUGUAAAAUGUUUAUGCCAAGAGCCCUUAAGGUGAAGAGACCAGCAGAAGACUCUAACCUAAUUCUGAAGAAGAAGAAAGUCCAGUUGGAUCAAGAAGAUGAGACAAGUGAAGGAGCUUCUAAGACACAUGAUGAACAGGAGACCAAAGACACCAACAUUGAAGACUGCAGAGUAAUGGUUGAGAUCCCAUUACAAGAAGAACAAAAAGAAGAACCAUUACAAGAAGAACAAAAAGAAGAAGAAAAAGUAGAGAAGGAGUGUUCUUCAAGCAGUGCUGAAGAAGAGGAGGAACCGGUCAAAUCUUUCAAAAAGAAUCAAAGAUGGCCAGAACCAGGAGAACCCAUCUGUGUGAUGUGUGGGCGCUAUGGAGAGUACAUCUGUGACAGCACUGACAACGAUGUUUGCAGUCUGGAAUGUAAAGGCAGCCACUUGGCCCAAAUGGGCUUGGGCACUGGGGUGGAGGUGUUUAAUCAAAAGGACACGAAUAGAGACGAAAAGACUCAACCUGCUGCAGUUUCUGUGAAAACACUUGAAUUGAACUAUUCCUACAAGGAGGAUCCAUUCAUAUCUGGUCUCACUGAUGAGCAAGUGGGGCGGAUUAAAAAAGAACUGGGCAUUGAUACCCAAGGGAGAGAUGUAACGAGGCCCAUUGUGGAGUUUGAACACUGUGGCUUUCCAGUCACUCUUAAUCGCAACUUGAAGAAGGCCGGCUACGAGACGCCCACACCCGUACAGAUGCAGAUGCUGCCCGUUGGUCUCAUUGGCAGGGAUGUGAUCACCAGUGCUGACACCGGCUCAGGGAAAACGAUAGCCUUCCUGCUGCCCGUCAUUCUAAGGGCAACGAAGGAACAAACUCAGACUGCUGGCAGCCCCGUGGCCCUCAUCUUGACCCCCACCAGAGAGCUGGCCAUUCAGAUAGAGAGACAGGCCAAGGAGGUGGUGAUUGGCCUCCCUAAUAUGAGAACCGCCCUGCUGGUGGGCGGCAUGCCCCUCCCUCCACAACUUCACCGCCUCAAGAGCAGCAUCAAAAUCGUCAUAGCAACACCAGGGAGACUCCUUGAGGUUUUGAAGCAAAAGGCUGUGCGGCUUGAUAGAGUGAAGAUUGUUGUGGUUGAUGAGGUUGACACUAUGCUCAAGAUGGGCUUCCAGCAGCAGGUCCUAGAGGUUUUAGAGCAUGUGCCCGAAGACCGCCAGACCCUACUGGCAUCAGCCACCAUCCCAACGGGGACGGAGGAGCUGGCGUCCCGGUUGGUGCAGGACCCAGUCCGUAUUGCUGUCGGAGAGAAGAACCAGCCCUGUGCCAACGUUAGGCAGAUCCUGCUGUGGGUCGAGGAGCCCUCCAAGAAGAAGAAGCUGUUUGAGAUUCUCAACGACAAUAAGUUAUACCAGCCUCCAGUGGUGGUGUUUGUCGACUGUAAACUCGGCGCCGAUCUGCUGUGUGAAGCCGUCGCCAAGGUGACGGACCUCAACACAGUGGCGAUCCACUCCGACAAGAGCCAGCUGGAACGUAAUCGCAUCCUCAAGGGACUUCUGGAUGGUGACUUUGAGGUGGUGAUAAGUACCGGUGUGCUCGGCAGGGGACUGGACUUGGCAAACGUCCGAGUGGUGGUUAAUUUUGAUAUGCCAAACACCAUGGAUGAGUAUGUCCAUCAGGUGGGAAGAGCCGGUCGUCUCGGCCACAGGGGAACAGCCAUCACCUUUCUGAACAACAACAACAAACGUUUGUUCCUGGCGGUGUUCAACAGGGUCAAACCGACAGGAACCAUCCUGCCUCCGCAGCUCCUCAACUCACCUCACCUUUUCGAACAGCAGAGGAGAGAAAAGCAACACGCUAAGUUUGGGCCUGGCGACACGAUGGUAACCAAGAAUAACCUCCUCGACAUUAUUAAGAGACAUGACCGGCGUAAAAAAUAGUUCGGACAGAUAUGCUUCUUCUGAUAAGAGAAUGAGAAUUUAGAAGAGCACAGGCAUUGGACACUGUAGGACUGGAAGAAGGUGUAUGUGAACAAACAUUUUUAGUGCAGCUGUUGCAAAAGUGUAUUAAUUAACAAUUAAAUUG